Messenger RNA from Wyeomyia smithii (pitcher-plant mosquito), 2273 nucleotides. RefSeq names its product cystinosin homolog (gene Ctns). Gene Ontology annotation, biological process: L-cystine transport. Gene Ontology annotation, molecular function: L-cystine transmembrane transporter activity. The coding region runs from base 763 to 1953 and encodes 396 amino acids. The transcript is spliced from 7 exons. The record is from RefSeq and is a predicted model, not a curated record. NCBI's taxonomy places the organism in Eukaryota, Metazoa, Arthropoda, Insecta, Diptera, Culicidae. Gene Ontology annotation, cellular component: lysosomal membrane.
UGUAAAAAAAGGCGAAUGAGCUGCUUUAUGUUUAUGGGUUUAUCCCUGAGAGUUUAUCUUUAUCAGCUGUGCAUUUGAUUGGUUUCAUGUCGUGUCAAGCAAGUUAUUUGUUUAAUGUAUAAUGUAUAACUUUUAUACAAAAGUGACUUUCAUAGGAAACCAAUAAGUCAGUGCAAUGUGGAUAUAAUGUGAAAUAUGAAAUCAAGCUAAAAAAUAUUUUUGAUGUGAAAUGAAUAUGUGAUAGUGCUGCAGUUGAUAAUGCAACGGAUAAAUUUUGCUAGGUUACACGUACAAAAAAUCUAUCGGAUAAGACCAGCAUCGCGUAUACUGAACCCGGUGGCGUUGUAUGACGGUUCGCAUAAUUUCAAUUCUUCAAACUAAUCAAGAUGUUAAAUGAACUGUAGUCGAUAUGCUAAGCUAUUAGUCGCGACAUCGUCGGUUCCGCGCCAAUCCGACCCCAGUGCUGCCGGUUACCUCGUGUUGUACUGCGUUGAGUUCUUGUUGCGAUGCGGAUAGGAUACCGGAUGGUUUGAUAAAAAACGAAUAGAACGUCUAAAUUAGUGCUUUUGAAUUAGUGAUUGUAGUUAUGUGAUGUUCUGGUGCAGAAAUUUGGGAGUGGGUAAUUGUAGCACUAAUUAUAUUUACUAUUGCUACGUUGAAGCUACAUAAAGGACACUAAUGUAAUUCAUAAAUCUUCUGAAAAAAGUCGACCAUAAUUCCACUACACCAACCACCGGCCAGUUUUCGGUUCUUAGUGCAAUUAUGUUUAACACUAAGAGGAACAAGUUAUUGAUAGUUUUGAUAUUCACAGUAUUAUUAUCUGUGAUCUGCAAUGGACAAACAACAAUCGGUGCCAGUGUAGUACUGGAUCCACAGGAUAUCACUCUGCUGAUAGAUGAAACCAAGCAAAUCUCAGUUCUAUUCCGAGGUCCACUAACACAAAGCAUUCAGUUUAACUUUUCCAACGAACAUGAUGAUUUUGUGAAGAUUUCGCCAUCUCUCAUAUCGAUUGAUGCGCCCAAGGACGGUUUUAUAGACAAAGGCGUUUUGGUAGAGCUAGAACCGUUGUCUCCCGGCCAGUUCGAUCUGGUAGGCUACAUUAUACCCGCUGGAUUAAUAGACGAUGCCAAGGCGUUCAUUCGGGUAACAGUGGCCAAUUCCGGAACGCUUAUAUACGUCUCAAUCGUGAUUGGAUGGAUGUACUUUGUAGCUUGGACGAUCUCAUUCUGGCCUCAGAUGAUUAUAAAUUUUCGUCGAAAAAGCGUAGUUGGGCUGUCCUUUGAUUUUCUCGCAUUAAAUCUGCUGGGCCAUACGUUGUAUGCUACUUUCAACUGCGCGUUGUAUUGGAACGACGACAUUGAACAAGAAUAUUUUCACCGGAACCCGCACGGAUUGAAUCCGGUAAUCGCAAACGAUGUGGCCUUUUCGUUACAUGCCUCGUUGGCUACAUUUUUGACUGUUCUUCAAUGCUUUUUUUACGAAAGGGGAGAACAACGGGUAUCCUAUAUCGCUCAGGGUAUUUUGAGCUUAUUUGCCAUAGUAAUAAUAAUAUCCGGCAUACUCAUCGGCACUGGGCAUUGGCACUGGUUGGAUUUCCUAUACACUCUUAGCUAUAUCAAAUUAGCAAUCACACUUAUAAAAUACAUACCGCAGGCGGUAUUAAACUUUAGGAGAAAAAGUACUGUAGGAUGGAGUAUCGAAAAUAUUCUGCUUGAUUUCACUGGUGGCUCAUUGAGUAUGUUGCAAAUGCUUCUAAACGCGUAUAAUUACGAUGACUGGGCAUCAAUCUUCGGAGAUCCAACUAAAUUUGGACUAGGCUUGUUUUCUGUGCUAUUUGAUAUAGUAUUUAUCGUGCAGCAUUAUGUAUUGUACAGGAAUCGUACAGAACUUAAGACACUGGAGGAGGAAUCUAGCAACAGUGCAGCCGUUGGUAGUAAGUCGAGCUUACCGUAACCCAUGUUUUGACGGCCUAUUUAGCUUGAAGUUCCAUACGUUUUAGUCUGGUUGUACCACGGUAAAAUCAUUCAUCCAAUAUAGAUUGGUACAAACUAUAGUUGGGCCUUGAUUAUUAGUUGGUUCUUUUGCUCAUAUAUGUACAUUUUUGUUACACUGCCAGUUCUACGUAAAGGACCUGGAAAUGUUAAUUCCAUUGAGAACUCCCGUUGGAAAUUUUCAGGCGGUUACACAUUACAUAACAACCUAAACAGGAUGCAAAAUGCCGAUGCACUUUUUUAUUAAUGAAUGAAUAAAGCUUAUAUACUCGCGUCGUUUCA